Molecule: messenger RNA, 3287 nt
Organism: Pelobates fuscus (common spadefoot toad)
Lineage: Eukaryota; Metazoa; Chordata; Amphibia; Anura; Pelobatidae
Gene: GFPT1
Product: glutamine--fructose-6-phosphate transaminase 1
Exons: 20
Coding region: 87-2186 (699 amino acids)
Biological process (GO): fructose 6-phosphate metabolic process; protein N-linked glycosylation; carbohydrate derivative biosynthetic process
Molecular function (GO): L-glutamine:D-fructose-6-phosphate transaminase (isomerizing) activity; carbohydrate derivative binding
Source: RefSeq, a predicted model, not a curated record
GUCCUUUAUGAAGGUAGUGUCGUGCCAGGCAGACCCAGCAGCAGUCUGUGUGAUAGAACUGAGAGGGUGACAGAUACACUGACAACAUGUGCGGAAUUUUUGCUUACCUUAACUACCAUGUGUCCCACACACGGCGUGAGAUCCUGGAAAGGCUCAUUAAAGGUCUACAGAGGCUGGAGUACCGAGGAUAUGACUCUGCAGGUGUUGGGAUCGAUGGUGGCAAUGAAAAGAACUGGGAGAACAACGUCGGCAAAAUUCAGCUGAUCAAGAAAAAGGGGAAAGUCAAGGCUCUAGAGGAAGAGAUUAAUAAGCUGGAAGACAUGGACCUGGACAUUGAAUUUGAUGUUCAUCUAGGUAUUGCUCACACUCGCUGGGCCACUCACGGAGAACCAAGCCCCACAAACAGUCACCCUCAGCGCUCUGACAAGAACAAUGAAUUCAUUGUUAUCCAUAAUGGUAUUAUUACCAAUUACAAGGACCUGAAGAAGUUCUUGGAGAGCAAGGGUUAUGAGUUUGAGUCUGAGACUGACACUGAGACUAUUGCCAAGCUUGUUAAAUAUAUGUUUGAUAAUCGGGAGAACACAGAAAUCAGCUUUGCGACUUUGGUAGAACGAGUCAUCCAGCAACUGGAAGGUGCUUUUGCUCUUGUAUUUAAGAGCAUUCAUUUCCCAGGCCAGGCAGUUGGAACAAGGAGGGGAAGCCCACUUUUGAUGGGUAUACAAAGUAAACACAAGCUGUCUUCAGACCACAUACCAGUUCUCUACCGCUCCGUGUCCCAGUCCAAGGACUAUUCUCUUGAAGAAAUGUCCAUUAAUAAGGAUAAAGGUAUGGAGAAGAAGGGAAGCUGCACUCUGUCCAGAGUAGACAGCACAACCUGUCUUUUCCCUGUGGAGGAGAAUGCAGUGGAGUAUUACUUUGCAUCUGAUGCCAGUGCCGUCAUUGAGCACACAAACCGGGUCAUCUACCUAGAGGAUGAUGAUGUAGCCGCAGUAGUAAAUGGAAGACUUUCUAUUCAUCGAAUUAAGCGAAAUGUUGGUGAUCAUCCUGCACGGGCCAUUCAGACUUUACAGAUGGAACUUCAGCAGAUUAUGAAGGGUAACUUCAGCUCCUUCAUGCAGAAAGAAAUCUUUGAGCAGCCAGAAUCUGUGGUGAACACAAUGAGAGGCAGAGUGAAUUUUGAUGAUCUCACAGUGACUUUGGGAGGACUGAAGGAUCAUCUGAAAGAAAUUCAAAGAUGUCGGCGUUUGAUUCUUAUUGCUUGUGGAACAAGUUAUCAUGCAGGAGUUGCUACGCGCCAGAUUUUGGAAGAACUAACGGAGCUGCCAGUUAUGGUGGAACUUGCUAGUGACUUUUUGGACAGGAAAACACCUGUUUUCAGAGAUGAUGUAUGCUUCUUUAUCAGCCAGUCAGGGGAGACAGCCGACACACUGCUUGCCUUAAGGUACUGCAAAGAGAGGGGUGCUCUGACAGUGGGAAUUACAAAUACCGUGGGAAGCUCCAUCUCUCGGGAGACGGACUGCGGGGUCCAUAUCAAUGCAGGGCCUGAGAUUGGUGUGGCGAGCACCAAAGCAUACACAAGCCAGUUUGUAGCUCUGGUGAUGUUUGCAUUACUGGUGUGUGAUGACCGCAUAUCCAUGCAGGGCAGACGCAAACAAAUUAUGCAGGGUCUGAAGGUCUUACCCGACAACAUUAAGGAGGUGCUGAGUCUGGACGAUGAGAUUCAGAAGCUGGCAGAAGAACUCUAUCAACAGAAAUCGGUGCUGAUUAUGGGUCGUGGAUAUCACUAUGCAACCUGCCUGGAAGGAGCUUUGAAAAUCAAAGAGAUCACUUAUAUGCAUUCAGAGGGCAUCUUGGCAGGGGAAUUGAAGCAUGGCCCACUGGCCCUGGUGGACAAACUUAUGCCAGUCAUUAUGAUCAUCAUGCGAGAUCAUGCCUACACCAAGUGCCAGAAUGCUCUGCAGCAAGUGGUAGCCCGACAGGGUCGCCCUGUGGUGAUCUGUGACAAAGCAGACACAGAAACUAUCAACACCAUUAAACGCACUAUUAAGGUGCCACACACAGUGGACUGUCUACAGGGAAUCCUGAGUGUUAUUCCUCUCCAGCUCCUGGCCUUCCAUCUUGCUGUACUGAGGGGAUAUGAUGUGGAUUGUCCAAGAAACCUGGCCAAAUCCGUGACCGUGGAAUAAGCUGGAACUCACAGUCCAGAGAAGACACUAUUUCUACCUGAACAGUUUAUUUUUUUCGUGUUUUUUUUUUGUUUUUUAUUUUUUAUCCCCAUUUUUUACUUUUGUAUUUAUGUUUCCAUCCCAUGUGUGGUAUCUGAGUUUUCUGGCAGAUACUUUUGCUGCAUCUUGCACGUGUUAAAAAUAAUCCUACAUGAAUAAUGUAACUAGCUUACAUGGAAUUGCUGGAAACAAAAUGACCAUGUUUGUAUUUCGUGCCAUGACUGACACUUUGCAUCUUUUCCUAUUAUGUUAUCUCUGAUGUCUGACUAUACAAUGCCUGCAUUAACUGAGCAAUGCUGUACGUUCUGGUAUGCAUAGACCGCUGCUAACUGCGUGUUUGUGCAGGCUUUGAGUGUCAUGGCAAACAGAAGGCACUUUAGGAGUAUAUUUUAGUGUGGAAUUUUUUUAUUUUUUAUUUUUUUUUUAAUUAUGAUAACCCAGUUUUUUUUUUUUUUUUAAGUUUGGAAGAGAUUAAAAUAAUUGGAGAAGAUGUUAGGAAGGCCCUGGUACUGGCAUCUUUGUGUAUAUGCAUAUGAUGACACAACGAUCAGACAGUUCUAUUCUUACGCCAUAAUCACUUGAUCAUGUGGGACAUCUUUUCUGGUGGUGGUUCCACUGGGUGGAUGUUGGCAUUAGAUUUGGAGCAGUCUCCAGCUUUUUGUUCAAUUUUUUUUUUCCAUUAAGUGUAUGUAGCUUGCUGUCAUUUGGAAUAUAAGAACUGGACCAUGGUACUUUGUUUAACUGGCAAUUCUUCUGGCGCAUUCAGUCCAGUUUUCUUCUUGAAAGCCCAAACUAUACAUUCCAGAAUAAGCAUUUAGACUUUUGUCUAGAUCCGUUUACUUUUAUUAUUAUUAUUUGAAUGCAUCACUUCUUGCACUAAAUGUUUAGAGUGCCUUUGCACUCCUUCCCAUACUUCGUUAAAAAUAAUACAAAUAGUCGGCAGUGAUGCAGAACCCCUUUGAUAGGUUGUAUAACCCUAUUUUCGUUUGAUUUUGUUUUUGUUAAUAAUAAUCCACUUUGCUGCAAAAUUAAAUUUGUAUUAUUUUUAUUAUUAUUUUUUUU